This is a messenger RNA of Cotesia congregata, 638 nucleotides long. Lineage: Eukaryota; Metazoa; Arthropoda; Insecta; Hymenoptera; Braconidae. The record is from the annotation of a GenBank genome assembly.
GUUAUCGGUACUGUAAAAACAAGCCGUACCCAAAAUCCCGUUUCUGUCGUGGUGUCCCAGACCCCAAGAUCAGAAUUUUUGAUUUAGGAAAAAAGAAAGCCAGCGUUGAAGACUUUCCACUUUGCGUUCAUCUGGUGUCAGAUGAGUAUGAACAGCUGAGCUCCGAAGCUUUAGAAGCCGGACGGAUUUGCUGUAACAAGUACAUGGUGAAGAAUGCUGGCAAAGAUCAGUUUCAUAUUCGUAUGAGACUACAUCCGUUCCAUGUCAUCAGAAUCAACAAAAUGUUGUCAUGCGCUGGAGCUGAUAGGCUCCAAACCGGUAUGAGAGGUGCUUUUGGCAAGCCCCAAGGAACAGUAGCUCGUGUAAACAUUGGCCAGCCAAUCAUGAGCGUCCGUUCAUCUGACCGUCACAAGGCAUCAGUUAUUGAAGCUCUCCGUCGUGCCAAGUUCAAGUUCCCAGGACGUCAAAAGAUCUACGUCUCCAAAAAAUGGGGAUUCACCAAGUACGAGCGUGCUGAGUACGAAGAGCUGAAAAACGCUGGCCGUCUUGCCCCAGACGGUUGCAACGUGAAAUAUCUGCCAGAACAUGGACCUCUUUCUGAAUGGAAAAAAUUCCGAGAGAUUUUAGUACCAGUUUAA